UUUUUUUUUACUCCCCACCUUUUCUCCUUACUUCCCCUUCAAUAGGAGGAAUAUACACAAAAUGGGUACAGGGAAGAAGGAAGCCACGCGCCGUGUCCGCCAGGGCAAGGUUGGCGAUGGCAUGGCCAAUGUGAGGGUCAAGGGUGAAAAUUUCUACAGAGAUGCGAAGAAGGUGAAGAGGCUGAAUAUGCUCAAGGAUGGCAAGCCUCAACGUGACGCCGCCGGAAACAUCACUGUUGCUGCUUCGUAUCAAUCUCGAGAGGCACCGGUCGCUAGAAUAGAACCAAACCGGAAAUGGUUUGGCAAUACUCGGGUCAUCUCACAAGAGGCUUUAUCCUCGUUUCGUGAGGCCGUCGCCGAGCGUGCCUCUGACCCGUAUCAGGUUCUCCUCAAGACCAACAAGCUCCCAAUGAGCCUGAUCAGAGACAAUAAGACGGUCAAUGGACUCAAGCAACAUGAGGCUAAGAUGACAAUUGAAACAUCACCAUUUAGCGACACUUUCGGGCCUAAGGCUCAAAGAAAGAGAGUCAAGCUGGGUGUCUCGUCGCUCGAAGACUUGGCUGGUGAAACGAUGAAGAUGCACGAUAGUUAUGUUGAGAAGUCGGAACAAGGUAGGCAUGAGGACGGUACUCCGAUCGUCGCUGGCGAUGAUGUGGCGACAGAUCUCUCAGUUGGCACCUUGCCGACGUCUCGUGAGGCAGUCUUCUUGAAAGGUCAAAGCAAAAGAAUUUGGAACGAGCUGUAUAAGGUCAUUGACUCGUCUGACGUUGUCAUUCAUGUUAUCGAUGCUCGCGACCCCGAGGGCACACGCUGCAGAGGUAUUGAGAAAUACAUUCGCGAGGAGGCACCACAUAAGCACCUGAUAUUUGUUCUGAACAAGUGUGAUCUUGUGCCCACUGGCGUUGCGGCUGCUUGGGUACGUCACUUGUCAAAGGACUAUCCUACUCUUGCAUUCCACGCUUCGAUCAACAACUCUUUUGGUAAAGGAUCUCUUAUCCAACUCCUGAGGCAAUUUUCAUCACUCCACUCCGACCGAAAACAGAUCUCGGUUGGUUUGAUCGGCUAUCCUAACACAGGAAAGUCUUCAAUAAUCAAUACUCUCCGCAAGAAGAAGGUGUGCACAGUUGCUCCUAUCCCGGGCGAGACCAAAGUUUGGCAGUACGUCACUCUGAUGAAGAGGAUUUACCUCAUCGACUGUCCUGGUGUUGUCCCGCCGAGUCAGACGGAUACCCCAGAGGAUAUUCUCCUCCGAGGUGUUGUCCGGGUUGAAAACGUUGAAAACCCUGAGCAGUAUAUUCCGGCCAUAUUGAAGCGCGUGCAACCCAAGCAUCUUGAGCGCACUUACGGUAUCAAGGAAACAAGCGACGCCAUCGAGUUCCUCAGCAUUCUUGCCAGGAAGGGCGGUAGGCUCCUUCGUGGAGGUGAACCAGAUCUCGAUGGCGUUGCUAAGAUGGUGAUCAACGAUUUCCUCCGAGGCAAGAUUCCCUGGUUUACUCCCCCUCCUUUCACACCUGGUGAGGAGGGUGAGAAGAUUGAAGGCCGCGAAGGCAGACUCGGUGAGAUGGGCAGAAAGCGCAAGAUUGAGGAGACAUCUCAGGAUGCGAGUGAGGGUCAAGAAGGCCAAGAUCAGUCCGCUUCUGACUCCGAGGAAGAGUUUGGGGGAUUCGAUGACGAGCAGGAUGAUAGCGAUAAUGAUUCUAUUGCAAAUCUUGAAGUCAGCGAUGAGGAAAGCGGGGAGGAGUGAAUGUCAUUGUCGCGCGGCAACCUCUAACACCUUACAACCCACACAAGCAGCGUCAGUUUCCACAAGUAAAAUACUUGGCCCUGCUAUUUGACGCCAGGACGUCGCAGAACGUCCUGCAUACUUAGCUGUCGCUUUCUGCUUGGCUGUUCGGCUGGCGGGCCAUUUGACAGCUGUACAGCCCCGAGGCGCAACGUGGAAUCCGUGGCGCUGUUCAUCUCAACCUCGAAUAACGAUAGGCAGUACGGAGCACCCACAGCGUCGUUCCAAUCUGUCUGGGCUGUUGACUGUCGUACAUAUGCCCAAAGAUGCUUCCGGUGGAAGAACGUAUAGUCGAGUCCAUCGAUGACAUCAUUCAUUUAGAUACCCAUGUCUCUACCGAAU
Messenger RNA from Aspergillus nidulans FGSC A4, 2125 nucleotides. Its product is annotated as putative GTPase NOG2. The transcript has 3 exons. The coding region runs from base 62 to 1744 and encodes 560 amino acids. The record is from RefSeq and is a predicted model, not a curated record. Gene Ontology annotation, biological process: regulation of ribosomal subunit export from nucleus; ribosomal large subunit export from nucleus. Gene Ontology annotation, molecular function: large ribosomal subunit rRNA binding; GTP binding; GTPase activity. Gene Ontology annotation, cellular component: nucleoplasm; preribosome, large subunit precursor; nucleus. Lineage: Eukaryota; Fungi; Ascomycota; Eurotiomycetes; Eurotiales; Aspergillaceae.